Molecule: messenger RNA, 1838 nt
Organism: Osmerus eperlanus (European smelt)
Lineage: Eukaryota; Metazoa; Chordata; Actinopteri; Osmeriformes; Osmeridae
Product: inactive Rho GTPase-activating protein 11B-like
Exons: 7
Coding region: 315-1589 (424 amino acids)
Biological process (GO): signal transduction
Source: RefSeq, a predicted model, not a curated record
AACGACAAGAUUGUAUAAAGUGUGAGUAAAAUAUAGUCUAUCAAAUCCUUGAUAUAGCCUAAGUCUGACUGGAACACACUGUAUACAGUAUGUAUGGCGGGAGUAUGGUACUAGCAGUCGGGAACAGCUUGACCUUUCACAAAGCCUUCAAUUAUGAAACUCCUUGGCCAAUUAGUGACGCAUCAAACACCUGCUGAACACUGGCUACGCGACUCGAGCUGUUGAUGAAGCCAGAUAAAUAGUGUUGCUCAAGCGAACGCCCAUGACAAUUUGCAUGAUAAAACAUUACGCCACACCUUGAGUGAUAUAGAAACAUGAAGAUUAAGGAACAUAACGUCAUUCCCGUUUCUGUAUCUCAUUACCUUCAUGUUGUUCAUGGAAUCAAAUUAAAGACCAUUCGGAGAGAAAAAGAAAAAAAAGUUACAUGGGGCCUAAAGGUUUUUGGAGUGUCGCUGGAAUGUUUACCGCAGUGUUCCAUUGCUGAGGAUAUUAUCGUACCACGCUUUUUGGUGGACGCUUGCAUGCACCUAUCGGAACAUGUCUGCACUGUGGGACUAUUCAGGAAAUCUGGCUCUGUGCUUCGUCAGAGAGCCCUAAGGGCCAGGUUAAAUCGUGGCGAGGCCUGUCUAUCCACAGCCUUCCCCUGUGAUGUAGCCUGCCUCCUGAAACAGUUCUGCCGGGAGCUGCCCAAGCCCUUGUUCCCCUCCGACCUCCAAGCAGCCUUGCUCAAAGCCCAGCAACUGCCCUCUGUCUCGGAGAGAACUUCUGCCAUUCAGCUGCUGUCCUGCCUCCUGCCAAAGAGAAACCUUUCCUUUCUGCGCUACAUCCUCAACUUCCUGUCCAGGGUUUCCCAGAGAUGCAGUGAGAACCAGAUGACCUGCAGUAACCUGGCGUUGAUCUUUGCUCCAUGCCUGAUGUCGCUGUGUAACACAGCAGAGGAGCUGGACAGAUCCAUUCACCUGAAAACAGAGGUGGUGCUAUCUCUAAUAGAGAAUGCCUACACAUUUGGUGUUAUCCCUGAGUUCAUAUUGAAGAGUGUUCCAGUUCUGUUAUACUUGGAGGAGAAGACUCACUCUGAGAGAAGCACAGUCUUGGAAGGUACUGAAAACCAGACGCACAGUCCUCAACAUGGCUUAGUUCAGGAUCUGGAUGAGAGGCCGUCCUCUGCCUCGGGUCUGGAUGAGAGGCUGUCCUCUGCCUCGGGUCUGGAUGAGAGGCUGUCCUCUGCCUCGGGUCUGGAUGAGAGGCUGUCCUCUGCCUCGGGUCUGGAUGAGAGGCCGUCCUCUGCCUCGGGUCUGGAUGAGAGGCCGUCCUCUGCCUCGGGUCUGGAUGAGAGGCCGUCCUCUGCCUCAGUUCUGGAUGAGAGGUCGACUCCUCGGAGGAGGCCAUCUCUCAGGAGAAGCCUGGGGAUGGAGACCUUCCCCAGUGUUCUCGCCUUCAGGUGCAACACUCUGCACACAGCUCAUAAACCCUGGAGUCACACAGCGUCUUUGAGCAAAUCCCCUUUGAACAGCCACAGGGAGGAACAGAGAACACGGUUCAAGCCAAGGCAAGGACAGAGUCUGAGAACACGGCUAUUUCACCUCUGAACUGACCAGAGUAGAGGGGGAUGGUGACUGGCCAUCUGUGCUCUCAAUGGGACACCAUGGAGAAGACAAAUCUGCUAUGUAGUGCCAUCUUUGCAGCCACAGACCAUUGUGACGCUGAACUGUAUUUUAUUUGGUCUUGCACAUGGUCAGAUGUUUUAUAUACAUAAUAUUUAUCAACUUUAUUUUCCCCUGUGUAAGAUGUUUACUCCAAGGUGAAAGUUUACAAAAUAUAUCAAUAAAUAUUUUACG